GAAGGCGUCUAUUGUACGUCCUUGGAACUACCAUCUCGAUACCCAGCUUUACAGAUCUGCAACAUCUUAUUUUCCCCGUCAAUCGCCGUGUUAGUUUGCAUUUAGCUGUGUGAUACGUCUGGCUUUGUAAACUUCCUGCGGCUGCUGGGUCUAGUAGAGCUAGAACCCCGAGGAUUCCUUCCAGAGCUCGGCGAAUUACCAUUGGACUAGGAUACCUAGGCAUCUUUCCAAAUGACUCAGACUACUCUUUUACAAUACGAAGCUCCUUGGCCCGUGUACGCGCUUGACUGGUGCAAGCACUCAGCUCCUGGACAACAGCUUCGACCACGUUCAGCGUUCCGUUUAGGGAUCGCGUCGAUCACAGAAGAUUACCGAAACCGUAUAGCUGUGGUGGGAUUGCAAGACGAGAGGGUACUGGUGGAAGACGACUAUACCGAUUACGCAGACUUUGUCACGCUUGUCGACGCUCAUCAUGGUUAUCCCGCAACAAGCCUCCAAUGGCAACCUGCUGGUGCGAUGAGCUUCAAUUGGAGUCAGAAAGCUGCAACAUCUGAGCUGUUGGCAACGACUGGAGAUGCGUUGAGGGUUUGGGAGUACUCAAGCGAUGCGCCUCAUACAAUGUCUUCGUUCGUAGGGAGGCCAUCAAGCGGUGGGGGACAUAGGUUAUCAUUGAGGGCAGCACUGUCUGGGCAAAGUAAAGUGCAGAACAACUCAACUGGUGCACCACUAACGAACUUCUCCUGGAACGAGAAGUCGCCAAGUCUAGUCGUCACAUCUUCCAUUGAUACGACAUGUACAGUAUGGAACAUUGACACCUCUACCGCCAUCACUCAACUCAUCGCACACGAUCGCGAAGUAUACGAUGUCGCAUGGUUACCAGGAUCGACAGACAUCUUUGUCUCUGUCGGUGCCGAUGGCAGUUUACGUGCGUUCGAUCUUCGCAGUUUAGAACACUCGACGAUUUUAUAUGAAACUCCGGCACCAAAAAAUGUCCCUCCUCCUACUUCUUCACCGUCUUCUACCGCACGACCACACACAUCCCCUCUGCUCCGAAUUGCAUUCAAUCCUGCCGACUCAAAUUAUAUGUCCACUUUCCAUCAGGAUGGACAGGAGAUUCAGAUCCUCGAUAUGCGCAGUCCGGGCCAACCAGUCAUGGAAUUGAAAGCUCAUCGAGGACCUGUGAAUUCACUGGGUUGGAGCUCUACUGAGAAUCCUCUGCUUGCCACCGCAGGUGACGAUUGUCAAUUGCUUCUGUGGGACCUGAACGCGUUCACCCAAAUCGCAGCCCAAUCGCCGCGAAGCACGAGUGCAGGGUUAAGUUCUCCACGCCCUGACGCCAAAAAGCGAAUAGUAACAGACCCAGUAAUGGCAUAUACAGGACAGAGUGAGAUCGUCAACCUCGCUUGGUCACCCCAAAUUGCCGGAAUGGCCCUACCCACAGGACAUUCUACGGCUCCGGGAGAGUGGAUAGCAAUCGCAAUGGGCAAGUCUAUCAAGGCGUUGAAGGUUUAGGUUAUUGUAUGAAUGGGAUGUACGGAUGUAGAUGAUAUAUGUAUUUGUCUCGUUUCGUCGUGGUUUCGAUUCUCUUGCUAACUCGAUACAUAUCCUUUUCACCCAGCCUGAGCACUGCCUCGCCAUUGUGCUUCACUUUGACCUGUAUAAAGCUCGAGAACUCUCGAUAUGCUUUAUUCCUUACAGAUGGGAAGGAAAAUAUACCACAUUUACAUGUACAGGACCAAACAACUGAUCAUAAAGAAGUUUGAACGUUGCUUCUCCACAGAUGACAAGCUUCAAUUUAAACUGGAGUUUGGACGCCGUGACCAAGGCGGCAUCCAUGUCCUACUCGCAUAAGACCAGUAUAUCAGCACUAACGUAUUAACAAUCUGUUUGCAUCAGGCUGUCCCUCUCACCCAGGCCCUGUGAUCUUUCGGAACACGAGAUGCACUUUCGACUGCUUUACUGACCAAUGGAAUCCAUAUGGGUAUACCACUUCCAGCUGCAUUUCCCGCUGAUACAGGAGACUUUGUCCGCAUCAUAAGAUUCGCUUACGGAUUACAGACACCUUGG
Molecule: messenger RNA, 2067 nt
Organism: Somion occarium
Lineage: Eukaryota; Fungi; Basidiomycota; Agaricomycetes; Polyporales; Cerrenaceae
Source: the annotation of a GenBank genome assembly